This is a messenger RNA of Desarmillaria tabescens, 1490 nucleotides long. RefSeq lists its product as uncharacterized. The transcript has 7 exons. Bases 285 to 1331 code for a protein of 348 amino acids. The record is from RefSeq and is a predicted model, not a curated record. NCBI's taxonomy places the organism in Eukaryota, Fungi, Basidiomycota, Agaricomycetes, Agaricales, Physalacriaceae.
ACCGAAGACAGAUACCGUACGAAAGGGUUCUCGACCUCUCUGCUUCCCUCCUACUCACCUCACGGCGUGCAUGCGUAAUUCGUUGUCGGCCUGCUUAUUUCCUCAUGCCCUUGGAUCUCGCCGGCGAUAUAGACCAAUAUAUUUGAAGCACUGAUACCUCAAUUUUGCAUCGAGCACAGCAGCUCGGUUGGGAAAGAUUAUGAAUUAAGCGUGGCUACAGGAAACUUCUCAUGAUACAGGCGCAUUUUUCCCACUGACAACCCUGAUUCAUUUAUUUGUGACAAAUGACGGCACGACAUGGCUCGACAAUAACCGAACACUUGCUCUCACCCCCGACUCGACGUUUCCACCGCGAGCACGAGCACAAGCUCCUGCUUUUACUUUGGCCUGGGAUGGCAGGAAUGGUUAUGUUCAGCAUGAGUCUCUGGUUCACGGUUCUCUUCCUUUUGGCACCAUCCUUCGCCCUCAAUAUCACAGUUCCCAGCAUCGUGCACAAUGGCGAACCGACCAACCUGUACCUCGUUCAUUCCCCCCACGAUCCUUCCGAGUUCUUUUUGAAGAAAUUUUACGAACAAAAUGGCCAGUCGCUUUUGUCGAGUGAAGCGGUUUGGGUGAACAACUUUACGAGAAAUGUGAAUGCCUCGCUACGGUUUAACGAAAAUGGCUUGUUCACUAUACAUGCCUAUGCAAGAUCAGAUCCUUCCAUCGAUGAUGUCCCCCUUGCGCAGAGUCAGCCAUUCGAAGUGCAGCGGGUGGAUACGAUUGCACGAAUAACUACGACUAGUUCCUCCUCAACUUCUGAAGCUACCCAGUACACCGCCACCGCCAUAGCGACUUCUUCGGGCGGAUGUAGUAUCCCCGUCGGUGCCAUUAUCGGAGUCGCCAUAGUAUCUGUUAUAUUCCUCACAACGAGCGCCCUGCUGCUAUACCUGUUCAUUCGAGACAGGAAGAAGCGCGCGCAAAACAACUCGGACACAGAAUCCACUCCGCCACCCUCGGAGAAAAAGGGCGACCAUGACGUAAAGCCAGAACGCGUCGCGCGGCCUACCUUGGCGCCGCAUCCUCGGUCCGUCCGGAAUUCGUUGAUCUCGUUAGAGGCCAGACAGGCCGCUGCUUUACGGGAUUUGAGGGAGCAAAUCGGGUCCCUUCGGCGCAGCCUUGCAGGCGCUUUCAAGUCUGAAUCCCGGACGGAGUUUGGGGAGAGGCUAGGUCAUGAGAAGAGCGACUCGCUGGGAAGCCAGUUCCGGUUGUGGGUAGAUCGUGGUAACCAGGAAACGCCGCCACCAGAAUACUUGUCCCACCGGUCUUCUGUUGGUAUAAGUGCGGGAUGACGGCAGUGUAAUUUAUUGAUAUCUUUGUUUAUGUUUCUGCAUUCGCUGGAUGGCGCGUGCGUGGUCUUGGAUCAGUACGAGAUUGUAUACCAGCUGAACCGUGUACAGGAGACGCGUUUUUUACUAUACCAAUUCAAUAUUUUGACGUGAUGAGGGGAU